CAGUAACUGAAUGUUGUAGUUUAUUGUAUACGUGUUCGGUGCAGGUUUAUAUCAAGAACCCCCCUAAUUACGCAUGAGUAAGUGAAACUAGAUAUCCGCUAUUACAGAAACUUAAGCCGUGAGUAAGAAAAAGUUCAAGGCGGCCAUUGUAACUUGAAUGACGCAUCUCUAUAUCCGGGUGUCUGGUGUAUGAGCGCUUUAUAUAAUUCUGCAUUCAUUUGUUUACAAGUCGAGGUCACUCCUUAUAAGAAUAUUGUCAGCGGUAAAACAAUGGCCAGGAUGCAUACCCGUAUGAUGACGUAACUUACGUAGAGGUGUAUAAAUAUGGUGGCAGUUACAACUUGUCAAUUCUAACGAAAGCAGAACAGCAGCAAACAUGGACGUAAGAUUUCAAGUUUUACUUCUUAUUAUGGUCACCACUUCAUGCUUACCGGGCGUGUAUUCGGAUUGCGUAGACGGUUCCCCAACAUGCAGUCGACUAUCCACGCACUGCGGGGUUGCAGCCAUACGAACGUUGUGCAAGUUAACGUGUAAUAGCUGCCCGACAGAUCCUUGUUCAUUGACAAAUGGAGGUUGUAACCAACUGUGCAACUGGACUGGUGAUGCGGCAGUUUGUGGUUGUCAGUCAGGAUACCGACUCCAAUCCGAUAAUAGAAAUUGUGAAGAUAUUGACGAAUGCACUGAAGGACCAAACCCUUGUUAUUUUCGUUUCCCCGCGUUUUGUGUCAACACAAUUGGAUCUUAUUCCUGUCAACCUUACCGAUGCAACGGCACUAAUGAGAUGAAUUAUUACAGGAUGGGUUCAUGUUGUAAAGUUAGAAAUGGUUCAUGUGGUACAACAGCCAGUAUAAGAAGCAUGGUGGUACCAGUUGCCCCAACAGAAACUGAAAGAAGAGUUUUCCGUGGAACGGCUUCAGUGGUGGCUGCCUGGCCCUGGAUGGCCCAGGUAUUAUACAGAAGGCAUCCUCACUGCGGAGCAACCUUAAUAUCCGAUCGAUGGUUGGUUUCGGCUGCUCAUUGUUUCAGAUCUGUAUCUUACUCCGGUCUUCUUGUUUACCUCGGGACCACCAGGAGUUCUCAUCUUACACAUCUCGAUACCACUAGGAGGCAACGAAGAGAGAUUGAAACGAUCAUAGUACACCCCGGUUUCACCGCUGAGUAUUUGAACGACAUUGCAUUAAUAAAGCUGAGUCGCCCCGUUGUGUUUAAUGACAUCAUCACCCCUAUUUGUCUCCCUUGUGGGGAAACACCUAACCCCGGGGAUAAGUGCUGGGUGACGGGGUUCGGCCGAACAGAGAACACAGGGUUUGAUUCUUCACAAACUCUGCAAGAAGUUGACGUCCCCAUUGUCAAUACGACCAGAUGCGUGGCAGCUUAUAGAGGCGUUCAUGUCAUCGAUGGAAACAUGAUGAUGUGCGCUGGGUAUGAAGCUGGAGGGAAGGACGCAUGUAAUGGUGACUCAGGAGGACCGUUGGCAUGCCAACGUGCUGACUCAUGCGAUUGGUAUUUAUCUGGUGUGACGUCAUUUGGCCGAGGUUGUGGGUUAGCGAGAUAUUAUGGUGUCUACGUUAACGUUGUACAUUAUGAGGGUUGGAUACGAACACAGAUGGGGAACGACUCUGCAGGGUUAUGUCCCCGCCAAUACAACCCAUGCAAAGGACUUGUAGACGCCCACACCGAUUGCGAAUCAAAGUUGGAUAAGUGUCGGUCCUUCCCAUCUUACAUGGCAACUAACUGUGCAAGGUCGUGUUGCCAAUUGAAUAAUGGAGAAAUAACAAACUGCCAGGACAGCGCUGACUCAGCAGUAGCUUGCAAACUAUACGUCAGUUAUUGUUCAAAUCCUGCCAUGUCAUCAUUUAUGCGAGAAAAAUGCCGACGCACAUGUGGAUUUUGCUGAGUAAUGGUUUCAAUUAUGAUGCAACAAUACUUCUGGACAAAUUAUGACUUGCGCUUUAUUUUCCAAUUGAACUAUUUUUUGCAGCAUUGUUUGUUUUUCAUUUAUUUGUACAAAUUAUUGUUAAACCAACAGUAGUUCAUUUUCCUGUUUAAUUUAUUGCGAUUUUGGGUACUAGUGUAGAUCCUACCAACAAGUCAUAGUAAAAUUGAAAGAAGGCAAUUUAUUAGAAGUUAGUAUAAAACAUGGUGGGGGAUUCUGCACUAGCACUUAAUCUUGUACAAACUUCCAUUUCUUUCUAUUUUGCACAAUUCUGUUAUUUUUGCUUGAAUAAAAACCACAUAUAAUAAAAAGAAUAUCCUUAACUCCAAUGUGUAGUUACAGC
Messenger RNA from Ciona intestinalis (vase tunicate), 2279 nucleotides. Lineage: Eukaryota; Metazoa; Chordata; Ascidiacea; Phlebobranchia; Cionidae. The record is from RefSeq and is a predicted model, not a curated record.